CAGCUGCGCCUGCGCAGCCGUUCCGCGCCGGGCACUGGGGCAGGCGGCGGCGGCCCCGCCCCUCAUGGCGCCGUUCGCCGUAGCGGGUUUCCCCGGUAACUGACAACAGCCGCCGGCCCCGCCCCGAGCCCCUCGGCGAGGCCGCGCUUCCCCAUAUCCCAACCCCGCAGCGGGGCAGGCACCCCGCGCCCAGAGCCCUGCAAACAGGUGGGGUCUUCCCCGUGCCCCGGGUCCCGCGGCCGGAGCAUGGCCACGCAGAGUGCCCAGAAGGGCGCCUCUGACCCCCCACCCCGGCCGGAGCAGCCCGGCAAACCUGCCAGGUAUAUAUCCAAAUAUAGAGAAUUUGUGAAACAUGAAGCAGUGAAAAAUAAAUCUCAGUGGAAAACUAUGGGGCCAGCAAAAGUUGCAGUGCCAUCUCCAAAUGAUUUUCUGCAGAAACAUUCCAAGGAACCCAAGCUAGCACCAAAAAAAAAAGAAGAGGAUGGUAAAAAAUUGCUUCCAUUAUCAGUGCCACAGAGGACAUACCGCCCAGUUAUUCGAAUUAAAAAGAAUUUUAUAAUUAAAAAUGCAGUUGCUGUUAUCAGGGGGGUGCCUAAAAAGCCUCGACCUUUUUGUGUUGAUACAAGACAGGGAGAUAAAUAUCCCCUUGAACCUUCAGGACUUGUUCCAAAAUACAUUAAAAAAAAGAAUUAUGGUGUUACACCAAAAUAUGUGACACGGAGAAAUGAAGAAAUUAAGAGAGAGGAGGAAGAGUAUGAGGCCAGUGUUUUGGAGCAACUCAAGAAGAAAGCCAUGAAAACUCUAUCUGAUGAAGAAAGGACAAAUAUUCUGAAGAUCUUAGAUGCUGCAACUGCUUCAAAGCUGAACUUUCUGAUUCCUCUGAACUGGAAGGUGGACAGGAGCCAGAUUCCAGCUUGCAGUGCCACUGUGUCACCUGCUCUAGUACAGGAGUCAUGAAGAACAAUGUGCAUCUCUUCUGCUGCACAUCACAGGAUGCUCCUUAGCCCUGCUAAGGGGGCAGCUUUUCCUAUGGCCUCCCUGUGUUCAUGACUGUAGGGGAAUGGUUUGAAAUGCUGUUUCACGUUCUCCCAGAUGUCUGUAAUACUGUCUGCCAGACAUGUUCUGCCACACUCAAGGUCUCCAGCAGCCACCCUAUGGACUGGGUAACUGCCUCAGGUAAUACACAAGAACUCAAAAUUCUGGAGUAUGUUAAAACUGGAUAUGAAAACAAUUCAGAAUUGCUUCCAACAUGCCCUAAAGUACUGUAUAUAUGCUAGACUUUUGCUUUUAAUAAUCUCUUCAGUAACCAUUUUACCCAAAAAUGUCUUUGCCACAAUUGGGGGUGUGUAUGUGCUAUAGCUUACCUUGUAACCACUAAGAAAUGCAAGUUUAUGCUUGAUAAGAUUGUUUACAGUUCUGCUGUUCACGUAACAGCUGCAUCAACAGGCAGAACCAGAAUAAGAGCUCUUACUUCAUCCCCUAAUUGGCAAGCUUCUACCUAGGUAAGCCAUACCUCUUGAAAUAUUCUGGAUUUUCAUGCAUUUCUUGUCUAGUUUUGGUGUUUACAUAUUAAACUGAGUUGUCAAAUGUUUGUUAUAGCUUCUUGGAAGCAGAAUACAUAAUGCAGUUGCAAAGGUUGCUUACAGGUAACUCCAUAAUAGUAUUUGUCUUGGACUGCUUUCUUGGCAUAUCCCUGCCCCCAACCUUCAGUAUUUCUUUACAUUAGAGUUGUGAAAGGGUGAGCAUGUCCUACUUUUAUCAGUAACAUGGUAAGAGAAGAAUAGACAUCUAAUUGAAAUUAUAAGGUUGUGUAAAGGCCAAAGAUAUAAAUAAAUUCACAAGGGGUUUGCAUAUAA
Corvus hawaiiensis (hawaiian crow) is the source of this 1856-nucleotide messenger RNA. It is a transcript of the gene ENKUR, whose product is annotated as enkurin, TRPC channel interacting protein. Gene Ontology annotation, molecular function: calmodulin binding. The record is from RefSeq and is a predicted model, not a curated record. The coding region runs from base 247 to 957 and encodes 236 amino acids. Gene Ontology annotation, cellular component: acrosomal vesicle. The transcript has 5 exons. Lineage: Eukaryota; Metazoa; Chordata; Aves; Passeriformes; Corvidae.